UUGACCCUAUCCUCCUUGUUUUUUUUUACUCUCUCUUUCUCUCUCUACACACCCAUGUUCUAUAUACACCAACAUUUUUUCAUCUUCACAGAGUACUCUCUGUAAAUGACACAGCUCUCUCAUGUAGUGUCUACUACCUGAAUUGACCUCUAUUGGACUCCAUUUUCAGCCAUGUCUCAACAGGAAGAGGGAUGGCCUUUGGGAUUGCAGCCACUGAAUGUUAGGGUUGGGCUGGUGAGACACACUGAUUUUUCUGGAUCAAUUUCAUUCAACACCACUUUAGUCAGUGCCUCUAUUAGCUCCUCUACUGAUUCUUCAUCAGAUUUAGAUACAGAGUCCACAGGAUCCUUUUUCCAUGACAAGAGCAUUACACUUGGGAGCCUUAUUGGUGUCUCUACCAUGUUAGAUCAUCUCCCAAGAAGAUCAACAAGAGGAAGAAAAUCAGAAACCCUAGGAGACAAGAAGAGCCACAGGACUAGAACUUGGUGUUUUUCUCUGUGUCCAACGGACUCUACCGAUGCCGAGAGUACGAACAAUAAUAAUAAUAAUAAUAAUGCUCCAUCCCUAGGUCAUUUUCUUGAAGUGGAGAGGAGAGCUGCUAAUGAACAUAGAAGGAACCAUAACCCCAUCAUUUAUGGACCAGAUGAGCUUGCCCUGGCUCAGCACGAUACAGAACCGAACUCGCUGUUUGUCAAUGGCUGCAUCGCUCCUCCCCGGUCAAGCCCAUGGCCUGGUUCGGAUGAAAGGAGACAGAACAGAGAAUUUGAGUCUUGUGAUGGAUAUGGAGUUCCAGUGGCACUGUUUUCCUGCAUGUGUGGCCAUUCUAACUAAGCAUUUCUUAAAACUAUCUUUGGGUUUUUUUUUUUUUUUUUUUUGGGUAAGUAAGCUUUUUUAUUUUCAAUUAAUAAUAAUUAAAUUUUAUUUUGUAUGAAGGAAGUAUAUGUCACAUUCAAUGUGUUUUAGAGAGCGAAUCUAUUUUUGUAACAAGGAUAUCUAUCAUAUUAGUUUUUUUUAUAAAUCAUAUUAAGAGUUGAAGGUCACAAAUUCAAAACAAGAAAUAUCUUCACCGCAUACAGAAGUAAAACUGUAUACAACCGACCCUCCUCAGAUCAGCUAAAGUCACGGGCAAUUUUAGAAUAGUGAAUUUCAUGAAAAUGACCCAUUCUUGGCAGGUAUUUUUUUCAUCUCUGGGAGGUUAAUUGAAAGAGCAAAAAAGUCAACACUCAGUGAAUGUGCCUACUCUAUCUGGUGGGAAAGAAAUGGCAAUGCCAGAGCUUUUAAGGGCAAGGCUACCUCCCACAAGAACAUUAUUUCAGUGAUCAGAGACACCACAAGGAGCAGUUGGACUCUGUCAAAAUCAAGGACAGUGCUCUAAUGAGUAAAAUUGAAAGGAAUUGGGAUAAAUUCAGUCUCUCUCUAUAUUUAUUAUAUAUAUUUAUAUAUAUAUCCUUGGUUGUUGGACUAUUGGUGGAAGAUUAUUGGUGGAGUACUAGUGGUGAAUCAGUUGUUUGAUUGGAGGUAAUCAAUAAUUAUCAGAUGAGUUUGGUGAUUGUUAUUUGCUUGUAUCGACCAAAAGUUAUUGUGUUUGUAUUUGGUUGGGCUGAUUCUUAGA
This is a messenger RNA of Cornus florida, 1612 nucleotides long. RefSeq lists its product as uncharacterized. Bases 172 to 831 code for a protein of 219 amino acids. Lineage: Eukaryota; Viridiplantae; Streptophyta; Magnoliopsida; Cornales; Cornaceae. The transcript has 3 exons. The record is from RefSeq and is a predicted model, not a curated record.